AUGAAAGUUAAUCGAUUAUUUUCGCCUAUUGGCAUUUUUAUUACCAUUUUACUCGUCAAUACUUUCAGACUAAACAGUUACGUCGGACUUGUAGAUGCUUCUACUAUUCCCAGAAAAGGUCGCAAUUUGUUUAGUUCUCUCUCAAAAUUGGUAAUGCUAAAAAGGUACAAAAGAGGUCUUAAUAUGAACAAGAAAAAACAUCCACAAAAUGCUGAAUUGGAUCUAGAGAUAUCAAGGACUGAUGAAGAAAUUAGUAAACUUGAGGAUCAAAUGGAGAAGGAAAGUAACUCUCAUUUACCAGCACGCGAUAUUCUUAGUCCUGGAGAAAUUCGUCUUUCAGGAGAAGAUUUAGAUAAACUAAUUGCUAUUGUAGAUACAGAUUUACUAAAAGGUAAAGGAAAACCAGUUGUUACUCCAUCUUUUCCAACAACUCCGGGAGCUCAGGACGGCCAAGUAACUCCUGGGACCCAAGGUGGUCAAACCACUCCAGGAUCUCAGGAUGAGCAAGUAACACCAGGAGCUCAGGAUGACCAGAUUACUUCGGGAGCUCAAGAUGAUCAGGUAACUCCAGGAACUCAAGAUGAACAGGUAACUCCAGGAGUUCAAGAUGAACAGGUAACUCCUGGAGCUCAAGAUGAACAGGUAACUCCAGGAGCUCAAGAUGAACAGGUCACUCCAGGAGCUCAGGAUAGCCAAAUCACUCCAGGAGCUCAAGAUGAUCAAGUAAUCCCAGGUGGGCCAUUUGGACCAACUACUCCGGGAUCGAGUGGAGAUACUUCACCUUUAGAUUCCCCAAGCUCACCAUUUUCAAAAGCAAAUAUUGAUUUCUCUACAUUGAGGCGAGAAUUCAAUUCACUUUGGGAUACUAUGGUAGUUGAUAAUGAUGCUCUUCGCAAGCUUUUAAACUUUGGAGUCGAUCAAUCUUUAUAUGAUACUCAUCCAGUUUCAAAACGUGCCUUCUCUCAAUACAUUGACGCUACUUCUAAGGGAGUUGACUCCGUUUAUGCUUCGAUGAGAAGUUUGAUGGAAUGUAGAAUGAUCGGAGAACGGGAUCUUCUCUUUUUGCAGAGUUUCAUAUUCAGCUUUUCAGACUUAGCAGGAAUUGAGAUUCCACUUCCUAUGUAUUGCCUCUUAUUUACAAACUCUCACAAACCAAAUGUAAAGUCAUUCAUCUCUAAUUUCAGAAAUUACUUGAAUACUAAUGGUUAUACCUAUGAUAAUAAGAGUAUAGCUGAUUCAGCUUUCCAUGCAUUGAAUUAUGUUGCAACAAAAACAUUUUCAAGAAAGAACCUUACAGUUUCUGGAGUCAAAAGACUUGUUAAGGAGAAUAAGGAAUUGGCAAAUCAGUGUGAUGCAGAUGAUGUAACUUUUGCUCUUUCAUUAUUGGUUUUAUCAGAGCUCUAUUCAUAUAAUUUUUCAUAUAGUCGCUUUAUCUCUUUGGUUGAUAUCUGCACUAUAUUUAAGAGACAUGCAGAUUUUGAAUCAAGAUUACGUGAAUUAUCUUUCAUUCUUUAUAUAAUACACCGUAGCCACACGAGUUCGUGGCUAGAUAUGGUCUUCCUCGCUAAGAUGUCUUUGGAAUCUGCCUACAAGGCUCUUUCUAUUUCAUUUUCAGAUUACUUCUUGGAUACCGACUUAUCUGCUGUCAAGAAGCUUACUCCAAUGGAUCCUAGAGCCAAUGUUGGUGAUAUCAUUAGGCAAGUUGAUGAUGACGAUGUUAUUAGAACUUCAGAUAGACACAUUUCUGGACCCAUUCCAAUUCCAGAAAUUCCAGGUCCACCGAGUAGACGUGCUGGAACUGGUUACGGUUCAGAGAGAGAUGUUCCAGUUUCUACUGACGAAAUCUUCAGACCAGCGAGAUCUUAUUUAGGUUAUGAUCCAUUCAAGAAAAGCUUGUUGCAUCCACCUCGCCCAGAGAAUCUCCCAGAGAAGGCUUCUGGGAGAAAAUUUGUGAAUUCUCUGGAAGUUCAUAUGAAACCAAGGGAUUACGAGACAGAGUUUAUGUAUGGAAGCUCAAGUUUUGUUAGUCCUCAACUGAGUUACUUUAAGAGAGUCUCAGAGCGUGAAUAUAAUCACAAUAUGAAAUUAAAAAAAAUUGAGGAAGAGCGAAAACGUCUUGAAAAGAAGAGGGAACAGAAAAUGACUCGUGGAUACAAAGACUUAAGAUCUAUUAAGGAUUCAAUGGACGGGGAAGAAAGUGUUUCCGAACUUCCAGAUACUUCGGAGGAACCUUCUCCACUACCAGAUAUGGAAGAGUCAGUAAAACAAGUUCCAUCUAAAUUUGAGACUAAGCUUCACAAACUUGUUCCAAAAAGUAGUAACAUUUACACCCAACCUUCACAAAGAUUCCAUGCAACACCAUUGACUUAUACCACUUUAAAACCAAAGAAGGGAAUGCUCAUCAAGACCAUUAGAGAACCUGCUACUAAGUUUACUUCUGAGAUUUUAUUAGAAGAUGAGGUUUCAGAAGGAACAAUUGGACUUCCUUCUACAAAAGAUACUUCGCUAGCUGGCUACUCUCCAGAAGGUUCAGUUUCUGAGAAAGUUGAAGUUUCACCACCUCUAAGAGCUCCAGAAUCUGUUCUAACAACAGAAAUUGCCGCUAGAGAAAUAUUAGUUAAAUGCCCAGAUCUUACCAAAUCCCAAAGAAAAAGAGCUCUUAGUUUAUUUAGAGUUCUCAAAUACCUCUAUAAGGGAAGUACUGCUGGAUGGUAUAUUACUGCAUUCUGCAGAGCUACAUACUUUGCAGAGAGAGAUGUAUGCAUUGAAAAGGGAACCAAGUCUUUGGAUAUCAAGAAGAUGGCAUCUGAAUGUUACACCGCUUUGAAAAGCUCCUCAUUUAUCAAAAAUAACCCAGCUCUUUCAAACAUCGCUAGACAAGUCUGUUAUUCAUACUACAAAAAGAGAGCAACAACAGUCUGUAUGGAUUAA
This is a messenger RNA of Cryptosporidium ubiquitum, 2931 nucleotides long. Its product is annotated as arabinogalactan protein. The record is from RefSeq and is a predicted model, not a curated record. Lineage: Eukaryota; Apicomplexa; Conoidasida; Eucoccidiorida; Cryptosporidiidae. The transcript has a single exon. Bases 1 to 2931 code for a protein of 976 amino acids.